This is a messenger RNA of Aphanomyces invadans, 991 nucleotides long. RefSeq lists its product as hypothetical. The record is from RefSeq and is a predicted model, not a curated record. Bases 42 to 932 code for a protein of 296 amino acids. NCBI's taxonomy places the organism in Eukaryota, Oomycota, Saprolegniomycetes, Saprolegniales, Verrucalvaceae. The transcript is spliced from 9 exons. Gene Ontology annotation, molecular function: metalloendopeptidase activity; polyubiquitin modification-dependent protein binding; single-stranded DNA binding. Gene Ontology annotation, biological process: DNA damage response. Gene Ontology annotation, cellular component: nucleus.
CGACAACGGCGGCGCGAAGUUGAGUGCGGCACCUGUCCUGGAUGAAUCUCUUGGCCGAGGAGUACGAAUACCUAGAUCCGACGCCCGACGUGCGGUCGCUCUUCCAGGAGUAUGACGCGCUCUUCUUUGACGGUCUCCUCCAAGGAUGCGAAAUCAAGUGGAGUCCGCGCAUGACGUUGUGCGCAGGCCUGUGUAGCUUCCAACCCGCAACUGGGUUCUGUUCCAUUCGACUGAGUCAGCCGCUGCUGCAGCUACGUCCACGGUCCGACUUGGUCAAUACACUUCUCCACGAAAUGAUCCACGCGUUUCUGUUCCUCCACAGUCCCAUGCGAGACCACGAAGAUCAUGGGCCACAAUUUCAGUAUCACAUGCAUCGAAUCAACAAUCUCGCCCAGACGCGAAUCACUGUCUUCCACACGUUUCACGACGAAGUCGACACGUACCGCGUCCACUGGUGGAAAUGCAAUGGACCGUGUCAACGCCGCCCGCCAUACUUUGGCAUGGUUAAACGAGCGAUGAACCGCCCUCCUGGCCCCAGAGACUCAUGGUGGACAAAGCACGAGCAAGAGUGCGGCGGGACGUAUACAAAAGUUCGAGACCCGCCGCUGAAACCUCGAAACGCGCACAAGAUGGAGCGCAACGUGGCAAAGAAAGUCAAAAUUGGCAGCGUUGAGCGCCACCAGCCGUCGAUUGCCGCAUUCUUCCCUCCGCACGCGCCACAGCCUGCGCAGCCACCGGUGAAAUCGAUGGACAGCAUGGCGAGUACCGACACCACAGCCAUGGAAACCCCACUCGAGCCAGCGACGCCACUGGGCUCUGCUCAGCUUUGCCAUCGCUCGCGCACGGCUGUCCAUCCACCACCAACAGAGAUCCAACCAAAGGACGACGACGUCGUCAUCAUUGACUUGACGUCCAUGUCGGAUUCAGAUUAAAUACAUGGCCGAGGCGCGGUGCGAGCGCAUCCGCCAGCGACCGUCGUCCCCUUUCCUGA